AUGGGAAUUUUUAAUGAAAUCGAAUGUAAACAUGUUAAAGAACUGCCAUUCGAUAUUGACGGCUUCUGUCAUUUUCAACUUGAAUGUGAUCCAUCGAAUAUUAUGAAAUCUAGUAAAGAUGGUCGACGUUGGAAAACGUGGUGUACGUCUAAAAGAAAAGAACAUCGCGGAGUGAGGAGAAGAGCAAGGUGUGGGGGAUCAUGGAAAUGUCCCAACGAAGAUUGUUUGUUUCUAAGGAAAAAAGGCUCACCCAACGAUGUCCAGUUUACGAACAAUGGGACCGGGAAAAAGUGUUUUAUCUGCGAAGAAGAGGCUAUUUUUGUGGAGUGCAAAGCUAUAAAAGUUUGGGAGUUUAGUUCAGACAAGAAUCUCGUUGACAUUUACCAUAGUGGAAUGCAUACUUGCCAUGCGAUUCCAAAUCGGCGAAAUGUACAUGUAGAGCAAAAGCUAAAAGUUGAUUUCACGAAGCAUUCUUCAUUGAAACCCUCGGAAGCUGUUGCUAACACACUGGUGUGUGCAUUAAAGGAAGGCAAUACAUGGGAAGAAAUUGACGCGUUGGCCGAAAGUCUGGCGGACUCCCGUCGCGUACAAGACACAAAAGCGAAAGCAACGAAAUCGUUAGAGAGUCACGGGCACUCUUUUGAUGCGCUUUGUGAAUUUAAGAAGUUUUGUGACGAGAGAGAUCCUUAUCUAUUGUAUCGUUUUAACGACGAGCGACAAAAUGGUAACAAUACGUUUGUCUUCAAAUGUUCCAGAUUUCAAGCAAACCUUGCGAUGAGUAUGGAUUGUGAAAAGACUGGCCUUUUGCAUGACCAGUAUUGCUAUGCUGAUGCCACACACAAACGUUGUCCCGGGUUUAAGACCAUAACCCUCUGGGUAUAUCACCCUUUACUUCGAAAAUUGGUAAAGCUCGCUACAAUGGAAAGUACAACUGUAGAUACUGAAGCCAUGGUACAGUUUUGGUCUCUAUUUAACGAGGUACAGUAUAAGAUCCUUAUGUCAUUGACAACUAGGUCCAGGCUAUUACAUUUCACUUAUUUAUUUCAGGUGUUACAGGAUGUAUCUGGUGACAAGACGUAUGUUUUUAAUCCUGCUGGAUGGGUCUUAGACGAAGCCGGAGCUGAGUGGAAUGCUAUCAGAAUUGUAUUUGGAGAGGAUGCUAUGGCUAAAGUUGUAUCGUGCGAAUUUCAUUACAAACAAUCGGUUGGUCGUAAAAGUGGGAAGUUGGAUGAUAAGCACAAGGCAGAAUUUGAAGCUCUCGCGUGGGCGUUAAUGGAAGCAAACACGGUGAGCGUUUUUGAGAAAAAACGAGCGGAUUUGAAUCGCUUUAUUAAAAAUAAUGCUGCUUACUCCAGUGUACUCAACUCUUGGGUUGAAUGGUGGAACAAUAGGAAAACUCACAUUUUUCGAGCUUUUAAAACCACAAUGAAAACGCUGAAUAUGAACAUGGCAGAAACUGGUCACUCGACAUGGGUUAAAUCAGGUGCAAUUCAUCUCACUUUGGUAGACGCAGCGAGACAUGAUGUUGGAGAGAACGUUCGUCUGGAGAAGACGGUUCAAGGUUUCAUGGAAGGGAGUCUUCGUUCUUCGGGAAAAGGUCCUAGCAUUAAAGGAACGGAAAAAAAGGAACGGAAAAAAAGGGACGUGAAAGUCAGAUAAAGAGAGUGAGGGAAUUCGGCGAAGAAGUGUUAGACGAAGAUUUUGAAGGUGAUCCGUACUCUGUCAAUGAUGCUUAUAGUGUAGUAGAUCCAAAGGCAACACAUAGCCCAACUAAACGGGGGAAAAAGUCCAAAAGUUCGGGUAAAGGGAAGCAAAAGGCAUCAUCUAAAACGUGGACGAAGCAAGAAUUGAAAACCAUCAAGAGCGCUAAGUCAGAAGCCAGCGAAAUGUCAAUAACGAGAACAGUUAAAAUAGCCAGUGAUCAUGCAAAGUUUAGCGUUACACACGGAAAGAAUACUUACGAUGUUGACAUUUGCCACACUCCUUCCUGUUCCUGUCCAGACAAUCGUCCUCGUCCUUGCAAGCACAUCUUGUGGGUAUAUUUUUAUGUCUUAAAUAUAAAGGAAGACAAUUCAUUGUUACGUGAGAAGAGACUUACAAAGGACGUGCUGCAAUCAAUUUUGUCAAAGAUGGCGGUUCAAGAGAGUUCUGGCAUCACCAUUUCCUCUAACGAUAACCAGAGCCUACACCUAAACCAGGAAUCAGAAUCACAGCAGACAUCAAAUCGCGAGACAGUGCACAGUAGUCCACUAUUUUCGUCUUCUUCAACAUCACAUAUCUCAUUGCAAACCGGUUCGGAAGAAACCAUACCUGUAUAUCACCACCCUGCACAGAGAUCAACGAAUUACGAAAACGUGCACCCUCGUCCACUAUUUUCCUCUCCGCCAUCUCGUACCUCAAUGCAGACAGUCUUACAAGAAACCAUAUAUCAUCACCCACAACCAUCAACGAGUUAUGAGAGCAUGCAUGCUAGUCCACUAACUUCAUAUCCUUCAACAUCACCAACUGCCUCAAUUCCACUUCCUCGACCUUUAGUAGUUAGUCAAGGUAUUUACAUGUUAUCACUUCUUGGCUGCUGUCAUCCAAGCGUCUCGGUGUGCUAUGGCUGCCCAAAUCCUCUUCAAGUAAACGGCUACAAAACACCACCACCAUAUGAUCUUGUGAUAGUUACUAAAAUGAGACGAGAGUUUCCUCACAAUGGAACAAAGUGGAGCAAGUUGGGAAACGUCUAUUUUCACGCCAACUUUCAGUGCUUACGUUCUCGUCUUCCGUUCUUCUCUUCAGAGAUGGUGCAACUACAGCCUGGCAUUGCUUCAUACCUUCAGCCUAUUCACAAGCAAGCUCUUGCACAUAAUUUAGGAUUGCGUUUGUAG
Messenger RNA from Paramuricea clavata, 2873 nucleotides. NCBI's taxonomy places the organism in Eukaryota, Metazoa, Cnidaria, Anthozoa, Malacalcyonacea, Plexauridae. The record is from the annotation of a GenBank genome assembly.